Microstroma glucosiphilum is the source of this 1461-nucleotide messenger RNA. RefSeq names its product Sec20-domain-containing protein. Bases 1 to 1461 code for a protein of 486 amino acids. The transcript has 3 exons. Gene Ontology annotation, cellular component: SNARE complex; endoplasmic reticulum. The record is from RefSeq and is a predicted model, not a curated record. Gene Ontology annotation, molecular function: SNAP receptor activity. Gene Ontology annotation, biological process: retrograde vesicle-mediated transport, Golgi to endoplasmic reticulum. Lineage: Eukaryota; Fungi; Basidiomycota; Exobasidiomycetes; Microstromatales; Microstromataceae.
AUGGCUGCUGCCAGCAGCAACGCCGAAGCAAUGGCUAAGAGCAGCGCAUUGGCCGCUCCGCCUGCCUUCUCCAUAUUCUUGUCCCCCCUGACCUUGAGGCUACGGGACAUCUCCUCCUUCCAGCUGCCACGUCUCACCUCCUCUUCCUCUUCUAACAAUGCUUCGUCGUCUUCCGCUAUCUCGCUCUUCGACUCCUAUGAGACUGAGCUCCUGGCUGCGCUCUCAGAAUGCGCUACUCUCGUCGAGGAAGGACAAUACCUCGUAGAGGACCUCUGUCAGGAGGUGGCCUUUGAGCAAGGAGGAAGAGAACAGGUCCAGAUGAUUCAGGGCGAAUGGAGGAGAGUCAGGGAGCAAUUCGAUAACGCAACCGUCUCCUCAAGAGCUGCCUUGCUCCAAGGCCGUAAGACGCUGGCAGAGCGCAAGGAGAAGGGCCUGCUCAUCAGUGGGAGAGGUCAGAAUGGGCACGCGACGGGAGACACAUCGCCAGUGAACUACGCGACUGCUGCUGCUGCUGCUGCCAGCAAGAGUAAACGCCAGAAAUCUCAGUCAAACAAGAGAGGCGCCGCUGGUGGCGACGAAUCCCUCCUAGCCUCAGAAGACCUCACUUCGGCUCUCCGUCAGACGGUCGGUCUGCUGUCGGACUCCUUGACCCAGUCCGCCUUCUCCGCCGAGCUCCUCGAAGAGUCAACAAAUUCCCUCUCCACCCUCUCCUUCGACUAUGCAACCUUUUCCGACCUAGUCAAGAACUCCGGGGGAAUUCUGAAGAGCAUGGAGAGACAGGACAAGAUCGACGCCCUCAUGCUAUUGGGCGCUUAUCUCUUCUUUGCAUUCUGCGUCGGCUAUAUUCUGAAGGUCAGGAUAUGGGACAGGGGCGUGAGCUUCUUUGCCUUUCUCUUCAGGCUGGUCGGCCUAGGUGGGCUGAGGGGAGGAGCCGAUGUUAAGCAAAAGCUGCAACUGGCAAAGGAGGCGGCGAAGAGCGUAGCGGAGAAGUCGCCCACGGCGAGCAAAGCCGCUGCAGAGGUAGCGGCUGCUGUUUCAACCACUCUGGCCGGAGCAGUCACCACUGCUUUCAAUGGAGCGCAAAAGGCAAAUGAAGAGGCCGCAGCGGCGGCAGUAGCGGCCUCAACAGCAGCAGCAGUUCCUCAGAAGGAAAGAAGUUGGGAGAAGUCUGCUAGGCUGCCCAAAGAAGAGGCCAUAGUGGAUGGAGGAGCGGACGAUAUCCACAUCAAUAUUGAGGAUCGGCCGACGAUUCUGGAAGAGGUGGAGGAGCUGGCCUCCCCUCCUAGCAACGAGGUCCAGGAUCAGGACAAGGUGACCGACGUGGGCGGUGAUGAGGAGGCGGAGGAGGAGCAGCAAAAAGACGAAAGGCAGGAGAACACUGAGCAGGAUGAAGAGGCUGAUGGGGAAAAGGUCUUCUAUGAGGCGGAAGAGCCGCAGGAGCAGCUGCAUGACGAGCUGUAA